CCCCCGUCUUCUCCUUCUUCUCUUUCUCAAUUCCUCUCCCAAAGAUCAGCCAUGCGGGGUGUGCAGAUCUUCUCGGGGAAUUCCCACCCCGCCCUUACAGAGACCAUCUGUGAGCGGUUGGGAACCUCGCCUGCACCAGCAGACCUCGGGAAAUUCGCCAAUGGCGAGACCAGCGUGAACAUCGGCGUCUCGGUCCGCAACCAAGAUGUCUACAUUGUUCAGAGUGGCAGCAGCAAGAUCAAUGACAGUGUUAUGGAGCUGCUCAUUAUGAUCUCGGCGUGCAAAGGUGGUUCGGCCAAGUCGAUUACUGCGGUCAUGCCAUACUUCCCCUACUCCCGUCAAUCCAAGAAGAAGAGUCAUCGUGGUGCCAUCACGGCCCGCAUGCUCGCAAACCUCCUCUCCAUCGCCGGUGUGGACCAUGUGAUUACCAUGGACCUGCACGCAUCCCAGAUGCAAGGCUUCUUUGGCAAGCCCGUCGAUAACCUCUUCGCCGAACCGUUCAUUGCGCGCUGGAUCCGGAUGAAUGUGUCGGGCUGGAGGGAUGCGGUCGUGGUAAGCAAGAACGCCGGCGGUACCAAGCGAGUCACCUCGCUGGCCGAUACCCUCAAACUGAACUUCGGCAUCGUGACCACCGAUCGACGGCGCCCCAAGGUUCCUAUCAACACGAUGUCCGAUAGCACAGUAUUCUUCGAUGCCGUUGAGGAUGAGGGACGAGGCUCGAAGGAGCCGCAGCCGUUUGAACUUCGUCUCCACCGUUCUCUAGCAACCCCUCCCAUCCCUGAGGAGAUGGAAGAUAUGGACUCACCCCGAGACCUGCUGCGUCCUGAGACUCCUCCAGCAGCUCGCCGGCCCUCAGAGCUUGAGAUUGAGUACACCGAUGUUCGGGUUCGGGAUGUGGUUACUGGCCGUCUGGUGCAGGGCCAGCUGGUUGACGAUGACUACCAGGGGUCUGAAUCGCACUCUGGUGGAACCACCCCCGGAGCUGGCGGUAGUAGCGCCCACGGUGAAAACACCGAGGUCGUCCCCGAGACCAUGUUCAACUCUAUGAUCUCGAGCGUUUCCUCAUUGCCCCCAGAUCAUGCCCUGGGUGGUUCCUUUGACGCUGUUGAGUCGGAUGACGAGGCCAGCGUUGCCGGUUACGACCACGAGCGGACCAUCACGCUGGUCGGUGAAGUCCGUCAUCGACCAGUGUUCCUCGUAGAUGACAUGAUUGACAAGAGUGGAUCGUGGAUUGCCGCCGCAGAGACGGUUGUCAAGCGUGGUGGUGCUGCCAAGGUUUACUGCAUUGCCACUCACGGUCUGUUCGGAGCCGAUUCGCUCAAUCAGAUGGAGGCUUGCCCUUCCAUUGACCACAUUGUCGUGACGAACACAUUCCCGAUUGAGCCGUCGAUGCUCAAACGGUCCAAGAAGCUGAUCGUGAUCGAUAUCUCGACUCUUCUGGCUGAGAGCAUUCGGCGGCAUCACUACGGUGAAAGCGUCUCGGCCCUUUUCCACCUUAAUGACUAAAUGAUGGCCCCUUUGGGCGGAUGGCUGUGACGAACUUGACUUGACAUCUUUCUAGGGCGGCGUUGAUGACUGAUUUGCAGACUCCGAGAUCUCUGCAUUCUUGCGAUCCCACGGCAUGAUACCUACUCUUUUUUCUACAAAAUGAAAACAAACCCAUUCGAAGAAGUCUGCCUUGCCCAGACCCGAUCUGUAACCUUCCAUGGAUCUCAUCUCAAACUAUGAUGAGAUCAAUCUUUUUCUUGUUUUUCUUCUCUUUUUUUUAUCACCCCAGCGAUGCAGUCCACUCUGGGUACUGCAGGAGCAUCUUGUCACCCACAAGGUGUUCUUAACGGAGCGUUGGCAGAGCAAACACCGGGUCUGAUCCGGAUUGUUUUCUUUCUUCUUCGGAAGAGAGGAAGCGAGAAGGUUCAGACCUUACGAGGACUGAAGGCACCGGUUUCUUAAUUCGGGGGAGUUUCUAUUUGGAGACUUCCUCGAUGCCUUCUGGCGGUGAAACCGGUGCAAGAGAACCCCUCGGAUAUCAUCGUGAUUGUAGACUAGCAAAAACAAUCUUCUCAACCGUCGAUUUAUCAAUGAAAUCCCGUUUCUGUUCUC
Penicillium subrubescens is the source of this 2100-nucleotide messenger RNA. RefSeq names its product ribose phosphate diphosphokinase subunit PRS1. NCBI's taxonomy places the organism in Eukaryota, Fungi, Ascomycota, Eurotiomycetes, Eurotiales, Aspergillaceae. The record is from RefSeq and is a predicted model, not a curated record. Gene Ontology annotation, molecular function: ribose phosphate diphosphokinase activity; magnesium ion binding. Bases 52 to 1506 code for a protein of 484 amino acids. The transcript is spliced from 5 exons. Gene Ontology annotation, biological process: purine nucleotide biosynthetic process; 5-phosphoribose 1-diphosphate biosynthetic process; ribonucleoside monophosphate biosynthetic process. Gene Ontology annotation, cellular component: ribose phosphate diphosphokinase complex; cytoplasm.